AUGGCAGAAGUGGCGGAGUUUGUCGCUCAAAAAAGAGUUAGACUGCAAGCUGAAGCAAGCAGUCUUCGGCUUGUGGAAAACAUGCUUCAGGAGGGUUUAAGCGUGGAACAAAUCGAAGGCAGGCUUGCGAACACGAAAGCUGAUGAGGAAAUUCCAGGUCAUGUCGAGGGAUCUUCAAGUCUGCAACCUCGAGGAAGACUCGAUGUAACACCUCAAAAACUUGUCCAGAGACCUCCUUUGGCGCAAGACCAAGGUCAACGUAGGAUAGCCAGCAUAGGAAUUUUCAAUCCCAUUUUCGGGGAUCUAGCAAAUGUCCCAGCUCUUGAGAUUCCCAUGUCCCAACGAACAGCUACUACAGGACUGGCUGAUGAACCCUCUGGCAGUAUCACUGACAUUGGCGAGGCAUAUGCACGCCUGAGACUACUGCAAGAGUCUCUUAGCCAUUACAACAACCCAAAUUGGUGGAACAAGCGCAAUCAGUUUCUGCGUAGUGGUGAGGACGUGAUAGUUGAGCCGAUGCAAACCCGCUCCCCUAAGACAUUAGCCACCGUAAUUGGUCGCCAGUGGGAGGAGUACAAGAACGGAAUGAGCACAAUACUCAGACACUUCCUCGUACAGCUUCGAAGUAUUGCAUUUCAGCUCCACAGAGCGCUGGAAGACGACAUCCGAAGCACAGACGACCCUGCCCAUCAAAUCCUUCAAGGAGCACGACCAAUGUAUGCGCAACUCGUUCAAUCGCCUGAGACGUCACGCUGGGUAGUCGAAGACUGUGGAAAAGCUGCUAAUGCAUUACACGCAACUGCACAAACACGUUCUGGAGAGCAUAAAGACCUGUGGCUUCAAUUCAAGAGCGCGGGUAUAGAUAUGCUGCCGCCGGCCUUGCGCCCACCAGAAAAUGUUCUCAAGCUACUCUACAUCCCGUUGCCACGAUUGACGACUCCGGCACCUGGCUUCCCAGACCUCGAGCGACAGCAUCCCUGGGGCAAAUAUGGGGAUGAUAAUGCGCCCGCGCAUGAUUUCGACAAGCGGAACUCUUCCCCCACGGAACCGAAAUCCGGCGGUAUGCCAGACGAGGCAGAGGAAGACGCAUAUUCCUAUUCCUCGUCCUCCGCAAACUUCGAGCCAGAUGUUCGGCCAAGGCGAUUCGAAUUCGAUUCUGCACGACCUCGGGAAGGUACGUCUAUGUUGAUUCGGAUGAUGAAGAGUACAGCAUCGAGUUUCGACGAACCUACGGAGCUCAAUGCAAGCGAUGUCAGAGAUUGGGUCAUACUACCCGGCAACAUCAGCGUUGGGACCGGAUUGCACCGGUGGGCUCAUUGUAGCUGCGGAUGUUGA
Endocarpon pusillum Z07020 is the source of this 1335-nucleotide messenger RNA. RefSeq lists its product as uncharacterized. Bases 1 to 1335 code for a protein of 444 amino acids. The transcript has 2 exons. The record is from RefSeq and is a predicted model, not a curated record. Lineage: Eukaryota; Fungi; Ascomycota; Eurotiomycetes; Verrucariales; Verrucariaceae.